CACUCUAUAAAAAUAUACUCUAUUGGUUUUACCCAUAAGUUAUUAUUUUUAACUCUCUAGCGGCUAUAGUCUAGCCCCUACUCUUGUCCCCACUCGCCAACUGACCGUGGUAAACUGGCGAUUAGUGUAUAGUGAUUACUGCAGUACCGACUAUUCAGUGUGAACUAACGGUUUUCAAUUAAACAUUUUAUUAAUUUUGAACUUUUGAAUAGUAUAAUACUAUAGAACUUAUUCAUGAUGUCAUCAACAAAGUCUGGAGAACAACGUGAAAAUGAGACUAAGUUAUGGUGUGUGGUAUGGUUCACAGAGUCAAAAGAAUACAGUGUAAUUCCUACCAAUUGGCUUGUAGAAAAUAAAGACUCUCAAAGUGAUUCAUUAUUUUGCAAAUGGCCUCCUUAUAAGGUUACCAGUGACCAUUUAAAAAAAGCAAUAAGUCCAUCCCAGUCAUGGGAAACUUAUAGGGUGAAAUUUGUUGGUGUCAAUAAAACUUAUGGUAAGUGCCUUUACUUAUUCUUAAAUGUUGGUGCUAAAUUAUUUGAUCCAUUUCACAGUAAUCUAAUCAACUCUUGUUUACAUUAGGUAAUUUUGUUCAUGACCAUGUAGAUUCUAUAGUUAGAUUAGGUUUAAAUAAAUAGUUAAAUCAUCAGGCUUUAACAAUGUGAGUAGGUAUAUAACAUUGUAAAUUUUUCCUGCAAUUUGAUUAAUGUACCGCAGGUUAAAUUAGGCAUAAUAACUAAGCAAAUAUAUAAUAUGUGAUACAUAACUAAUUUUAAA
Molecule: messenger RNA, 774 nt
Organism: Sipha flava (yellow sugarcane aphid)
Lineage: Eukaryota; Metazoa; Arthropoda; Insecta; Hemiptera; Aphididae
Exons: 2
Coding region: 235-579 (114 amino acids)
Source: RefSeq, a predicted model, not a curated record